Messenger RNA from Talpa occidentalis (Iberian mole), 3006 nucleotides. RefSeq names its product Ras and Rab interactor 3 (gene RIN3). Bases 1 to 3006 code for a protein of 1001 amino acids. The record is from RefSeq and is a predicted model, not a curated record. Gene Ontology annotation, biological process: vesicle-mediated transport; signal transduction. Gene Ontology annotation, molecular function: small GTPase binding; guanyl-nucleotide exchange factor activity. The transcript has 10 exons. NCBI's taxonomy places the organism in Eukaryota, Metazoa, Chordata, Mammalia, Eulipotyphla, Talpidae. Gene Ontology annotation, cellular component: cytosol; endocytic vesicle.
AUGAUCCGGCCGGCGGGGGAGCCCGCGCGCGGGGACCCCGCCAGUUCUACUGCAGAUGCUGGCAAGCAAGAGGAAGAGGCAGAGGAGGAAGACAUGGGGCCUUGUCAGCCGGUCACCCAGAGGAACUGCCUGCCUCGCCGGGGCAUCAGCGUGCUGGAGAAGCUGGUGAAAACCUGCCCCGUGUGGCUGCAGCUGGGUCUGGGCCGGGCCGAGGUGGCCAGGAUCCUGCACCGGGAGGCUGCUGGGGCGUUCCUGGUGCGCAGGGACAGCAGCCUGAAGCGCCUGGUGCUCUGUGUCCACGUCCCGUCCCUGCAGGAGAGCUCGUCCGAUGUGCUCGAGUGCGCCAUCAAAGAAGAAAAAUCGAUUUUGUACCUGGAAGGCUCGGUUCUUGUGUUUGAGGACAUCUUCAGGCUAAUCGCGUUCUACUGUGUCAGUAGAGAUUUACUGCCCUUCACACUGAGGCUGCCCCAGGCCAUCCUGGAGGCCAGAAGCUUCACGGACCUCGAGACCAUCUCCACCCUGGGCCUGGGCUUCUGGGACUCCUCCCUGAACCCCCGGCGAGGAGGUGGGAGCCCAGCGGAGCCCCCGAGAGACCCAGCCCCCGGAACGCCCCCAGCCUCCAGCCUCAGGUCGGCCUCCCAUCACGCAAACUGUUCGUGUGAGAUCGAGCUGUCCCUGGGGAGCGACCGCCUGUGGUUUGUGAACCCCAUCUUCAUUGAGGACUGUGGCAGCACCCUGGCUGCCGACCAGACCCCCUCUGCAUGCCCGCCGACUCCCACCUCUGACGCUACCUCACCCACCUCCAGGUGGGCCCCUCGCCGCCCAGCACCCCCUCCGCCACCUUCCCCCUCUCACCCCACCGGCUCAGCUCAGCCUCCUCUGCCCUCAGCGCCUGCUCCUCCAGCCUGUCCUUUGCCCAGUUCUCCCCCGGUGGCUGCUGCCUCCCCGCCCCCAGAAGCCCUUCCUCCUGCAGCCUCGGCCCCCCACCUUGCACCUCAUGCCCCGGGCCCCCCAGACCAUCCAAGCCUGCCACCCAUGACAGCCUGUGAGAGGCUCCCACAGCCUCCCGCAGGCCUGAGCCCCUCCAGGGAGGAAGAGAUGAAGCCAGGGGCGUCCCCCGGUCCCUUGCAGCAGGCCCCCGCCCCUCCGGUCCCAGCAAAGAAGAACCCCCCUCCUGCUCCUCCCCGACGCCGCAUCUCCGAGAGGGUCUCCCUAGAGGACCAGGAUGUGGGGAAGGUGGGCCGGGGGACAGCAGCAGAGGGGGAGCCGCUGGGUGUUUCCACGGCACCCCCGCUCAGCCUGCCUCCCGAGGCGCCCCCUGACAGUGCUGGGGAAGCGCCUCAGAGGACCGUGGAGCCGGGCCAGGAAGCAGCGGCCCAAGCCAGCGAACUGGGCGCCCAGCCAGAGCUGGGGAGGAAGAUCCGACCACCCCCAGUCCCGCCCCCUAGGAAAAAACGGAUCUCCCGGCAGCUGGCCUCGGGCCUCGCAAGCCCCGUGGAGAUCGCCGAGCUCUCCACAGAGCAGCCGGCCCCCGAGAAGCCCGCCCCGGGCCCGCCCAGAGAAGACCCGAGCCCUGUGCCCCGAGCCAGGACUCAGAGCCCGCAUGCCCAGGCCGGCGCCCGGCCCCAGAGCGCUCCGGAGUUCAAGGGCUCGCAGGCCUCCCUGGCGGACAGCUGGGGCUCGCCCGCCUGCGCCACGGACCAGGACUCCUACUCGACCAGCAGCGCGGAGGAGGAGGUGGAGCAGUUCAGCAGCCCCAGCGUGAGGAAAAAGCCCUCCAUGAUCCUGGGCAAGGCGCGGCACCGGCUCAGCUUCGCCAGCUUCAGCAACGUCUUCCAUGCCUUCCUCUCCACCAACCGCAAGCUGUACAAGAAGGUGGUGGAGCUGGCCCAGGACAAGGCCUCGUACUUCGGCAACCUGGUGCGGGACUACACGGUGUACAGCCUGGAGAUGAUGGCGCGCCAGACCUCCAGCACCGAGAUGCUGCAGGAGAUCCGCACCAUGAUGACCCAGCUCAAGAGCUACCUGCUGCAGAGCACCGAGCUCAAGGCGCUGGUGGACCCCACCCUGCACUCCGACGAGGAGCUGGAAGCGAUUGUGGAGUCUGCCUUGUACAAGUGUGUCCUGAAGCCCCUGAAGGAAGCCAUCAACUCCUGCCUGCAUGAGAUCCACAGCAAGGACGGCUCAAUGCAGCAGCUCAAGGACAACCAGCUGGUGAUCCUGGCCACCACCACCACCGACCUGGGGGUGACCACCAGCGUGCCCGAGGUGGCGGUCAUGGAGAAGAUCCUGCAGAAGUUCACCAGCAUGCACAAGGCCUACUCGCCCGAGAAGAAGAUUGCCAUCCUGCUGAAGACCUGCAAACUCAUCUACGACUCUAUGGCGCUCGGCAACCCAGGAAAGCCCUACGGGGCCGACGACUUCCUCCCCGUGCUCAUGUACGUGCUGGCCCGCAGCAACCUCUCGGAGAUGCUCCUCAACGUGGAGUACAUGAUGGAGCUCAUGGACCCCGCCCUGCAGCUGGGGGAGGGCUCCUACUACCUGACCACCACCUACGGCGCCCUGGAGCACAUCAAGAACUACGACAAGAUCACGGUGACGCGGCAGCUGAGCGUGGAGGUGCAGGACUCCAUCCACCGCUGGGAGCGCCGGCGCACGCUCAACAAGGCGCGGGCCUCGCGCUCCUCCGUGCAGGACUUCAUCUGCGUGUCGUUCCUGGAGCCCGAGCGGCAGGCGCGCACGCUGGCGUCGCGCGCGGACACCCCGGCCGAGGCGCUGUGCGCGCAGUGCGCCGAGAAGUUCGCGGUGGCGCAGCCGCGGGAGCACCGGCUCUUCGUGCUCGUGGACGGCCGCGGCUUCCAGCUGGCGGACGACGCGCUGCCGCACCGCAUCAAGGGCUACCUGCUGCGCAGCGAGCCCAAGCGCGACUUCCACUUCGUGUACCGGCCCCUGGACGGCGGCGGCGGCCCGCCCUGCCUCGUGGUGCGCGAGCCCAACUUCCUGUGA